AUGAGGAUAAACAAAGAUGGGAAAGAGUUGCAGGUGGUUGACUUCCUGCUUUGUGGGCAUACUUUGGAGUACGAGGUCGUGGAGGUGAAUGCCUUGAACGAGAGUGGCUUGACGCCACUAGAUGUCUCAACUCACUCACAAAGGGGAGCACGAGACAAAGAGAUCAGAGAAAUUCUCGUACGAGCAGGAGCCAAACGCGGAGCUUCAAGACCAGUCUUGAGGGAUGAUGAUGAUAUUGAGGCAGGUAACGGUCAUCAAUCAAAUGGGGAACUAGUCUCGAAUGCUCCUCAGCAAGAUGAUGGAAAGAGGUGGGGCAAGAUUGAGGUCCUGCUGGUCGUUGCAGGGCUCAUCGCCAACGCGACCUACCAAUCCAUGCUUCAACCUCCAAGCGUUGUGGAACAUGACAAGACCAGCAAUACUUCUGGGCAAUCCAAGGUCAAUAUUGCCCCUGACCCUGCACACCCAAUAGAGGACAAAAUAACUUAUAGCACGAACCUGAUGUACGUCCUUUUCCAGGGAGGCAACACAUUUGGAUUCUUGGUGUCGAUCCAGAUAAUCAUUUACCUCACCAAAAUGAUCCAAGACAAAAAGAACGGACAAUACAAAAAUACCCAAAUGGUCAAAGAAGAAGAGAACCAAGAACGAUGGAUUGGGCAUGAAGUAAAACUUCUUUGUGAGGUUGAGAAUGAAUUUUCUGCUAGAGCAAGUGGAAGAAUUAAUGGAGAUCAAGCAAGGAAAUAG
Molecule: messenger RNA, 741 nt
Organism: Eucalyptus grandis
Lineage: Eukaryota; Viridiplantae; Streptophyta; Magnoliopsida; Myrtales; Myrtaceae
Exons: 2
Coding region: 1-741 (246 amino acids)
Source: RefSeq, a predicted model, not a curated record